Messenger RNA from Syngnathoides biaculeatus (alligator pipefish), 4301 nucleotides. Its product is annotated as zinc finger protein ZFMSA12A-like. Gene Ontology annotation, molecular function: RNA polymerase II cis-regulatory region sequence-specific DNA binding; DNA-binding transcription factor activity. Gene Ontology annotation, biological process: regulation of transcription by RNA polymerase II. The record is from RefSeq and is a predicted model, not a curated record. Bases 130 to 2319 code for a protein of 729 amino acids. NCBI's taxonomy places the organism in Eukaryota, Metazoa, Chordata, Actinopteri, Syngnathiformes, Syngnathidae. The transcript has 11 exons.
CACAAACCAAAGUUUGAACUUCCGCUAUGAUGGCGGCUAAAUCAGACGUCGGUGCGCUGUUCAAUGAAACCGGCUAAUUUGUCUGUAUCACUACGCUCUCGGAAUUACAGUCUGUGAGCAGAAGGCAAAAUGGACUCCCCACUCUCCUUGUCCUCCCUGCGUCUCCUCGUCCCUCCUCUUCGUUUGCUGACGGCGGCAAUGUGGCAGGUGGCACAGCAGCAGAGUGUCGAGCAUUAUGGGAUUCUAGAAGAUUUUGUGGGUCUGAUGACGGAAGCGGUUCCUCACUUGCUGACAGACAAGCAGAGGAGCCUGCUGCUGCUUGCGCUCAGGGUCAAGGUGAGCCUUCACAAAGCUGAGCCGAAAAGUAACCGAGGCCCCCAUAACAGAAGUGGUUCCAUCUCCUUGACAACACUGAGAGCAGAAUCACAGGUUGUCAGUUGUGAGUCUGCUCUAUUGACUCUGACUGAUGAAGUGAGUCCGGUGGAUAGGCAAGCCCUCCUGCAGGAUGUGUUCAACCAGACAUUUGACGAGGCUCUCUUGACGCUUCUCUCUGACUUCCUGGUCCGGCUCGAACAGCUUUUUCCUGUCCCUGACUUCAAACGGGCAGCAUCAUUGCUCAGUGCUGCUCCCGCUGGCCUGGGUGACUGUCUCAGUCUGGCUGACAGGGAGGAGCUGAAAAUGCUUUUGACUAAUCAGAGCUGUCGGUUGGGUCAAGUCACUCCUCCAGUUGAUUGUGACACAGAGAAGAUCCUCCACUCCGCUUGGUCCCACCCCCUCAUCACAAAGCUGACCAAUCCUGAGCCUGCACUCCCCAGCGCAAAAGUCCGAUCCGAUUCCCGCACCGACAAGGGGCGUGGCGCCCCGUACGCUGAGAUAACAGGGAUGCUGGAAGAUGAAAAACAGCAGACUGUGACUGGCCAGAUGCCAUCACCAACUGAAGGCAAAUCCAAUCUCAGUGCCUCAGCUGUGGAUUCAGUCCCACAGGCAGACAGAGCAGGGGAGACCUCGGACGGCAAUCCAUCAGGAAAUGUGUCAGAUCAUCCGGGCUCCGAUGCUAUAUCAAGUGUUUCCCAACAUUCUCAGCGAGUGGCUCACAAAUGUCCCAAGUGUGGGAAACGUUUCAUCUACCGCUCUCAGGUUUUACGUCACCUGCAAGCCAGUAAGUCCUGUGGCUCUGCCUCUGCCAAAAAGAUAACAGAGGACCAGGCUGAUGCCCACACUGGUGAUAAGGACCUCUCCUCUUCAGAAGCCCAACACAAUUACCACCGUUCCGGCAAAAGCCAUCUUUGUUUCCAGUGCGACAGCGUCUUUGGUACCAAAGUUGAGCUGCAGUCGCACCAGCGCAUCCACCGUACCAGGCCCGUCUUUCGAUGUGGCCAGUGUAACAAGGAGUUCCUUCACCUCUCCACUUUGACCAAUCACAAGCAGACCCACCGGGAAAGCAGCGGGUUCACCUGCAGCCAGUGCGGCAAAGAUUUUGGCUCGGCCAAGGAGAGAGACGCCCACAGCCUGCGGCACAGGACGCCCAACCUCACCUGCACAAUGUGCUCGAAGACGUUCAGCUCGCAGUCGCAGCUCCUGCGACAUCUACAGACUCACUCGGUGGAGGGUGCUGAGCCGUGCUACCGUUGCCGUUUCUGUGAGCAGACAUUCUCAGGUGUGACUCUGCUUCGUAUCCACCAGCGCUCCCACACGACACCCUCGUACCAGUGCGACAAGUGCAGCAAGAUGUACGCCUCACUCACAGGCCUCCAGUCCCACCGAGCGAGUCACAACACCGACAGCCGCUUCCUCUGCUCUCAGUGCGGUAAAUGUUUCAAGACACUACACGGGCUGGAGGGCCACCUGAGGACGCACAGUGGCGAGCGGCCGUACCGCUGCCCUUACUGUUCCAAAGAUUUCACCGCACUCGCUGGCCUUAACGUGCACGUGCGGCAGCAUACCGGGGAGCGGCCGUACGUCUGCUCGUAUUGUGGCAAGGGCUGGCCGUCCAGCGGCGACCUACAGAAACACAUGAGGGUUCACACAGGUGAGCGGCCCUACACCUGUGAGCAAUGUGGAAAGUCCUUCUCCAACUCCUGUCACCUGAGUGAACAUUAUCGCAUCCACACCGGCGAGAAGCCCUUUUCCUGUCCCGAAUGUGGAAAAUGCUUACGGAGGAAGUUCGACCUGAAGAAACACUUGUUGUGUCACAGCAACAAUCGUCCGUAUGCCUGCGUUUCCUGUCCCAAGAGCUACACUCGCAGGACUCACCUAAAGAGACACUUAUUGACACACAAGCCAACUAGCGGUGAAGCUAUGGCAGCUGAUGACGUUUGACACAGUGUAGAUUUUUCAUUGACACAGCUUUUUUUUUUAAAUGCGUGUUGUUUUGGACUGUGUUGUUCCAAAUUACUAUCCAUACACUGUUUUUGCAAAUGUUCUCAGUCAAAGCCGUUUACUGUGAAUGUAGUUUUACUUUUAUCAUUGACCAUGUUAUUGUUAGGAUUAUUCAAUGGCAACUAUAUAUAUAUAUAUAUAUAUAUACAUACGAUAUAUAUAAUAUCAAAUUUUCAUCAUAGGUGUAUGUCCACUGUAAGAGAGAUAAUCUAAAAAGAAAAAUCCAGAAAUCACAAUGUAUGAUUUUUUUAACAAUUUAUUUGUGUGAUACAGGUGCAAAUAAGUAUUUGAACACCUGUCUAUCAGCUAGAAUUCUGACCUUCAAAGACCUGUUAGUCCGCCUUUAAAAGUCAACCUCCACUCCAUGUAUUAUCCUGAAUCAGGUGCACCUGUGUGAGGUCGUUAGCUGCAUCAUAGAGACACCUGUCCACCCCAUACAAUCAGUAAAACUCAAAUUUGUAACAUGGCCAAGACCAAAGAGCUGUCCAAAGACACCAGAGACAAAAUUGGACAACUCCAAACGGCUGGAAAGGGCUACAGAGAAAUUGCCAAGCAGCUUGGUGAAAAAAGGUCCACUGUUGGAGUAAUCAGUAGAAAAUGGAAAAAGAUAAACAUGACGGUCAAUCUCAAUGGGAGUGGAGAUGGGUCGUGGCUGGGUCUUUCAACAUGACAACGACCCGUAGCACACAGCCAGGAAAACCAAGGCGUUGCUCCGUAAGAAGCAUAUCAAGGUUCUGGCCAGUCUCCAGACCUAAACCCAAAAGAAAAUCUUUGGAGGGAGCUGAAACUCUGUGUUUCUCAGCAACAGCCCAGAAACCUGUCUGAUCUAGAGAAGAUCUGUGUGUGUGCAAACCUGGUGAACAACUACAGGAAAUGUUUGACCUCUGUAAUUGCAAACAAAGGCUACUCUACCAGAUAUUAACAUUGGUUUUCUCGGGUGUUCAAAUACUUAUUUGCAGCUGUAUCACACAAAUAAAUUGUUAAAAAAUCAUGCAUUGUGAUUUCUGGAUUUUUCGUUUUAGAUUAUCUCUCUCACAGUGGACAUGCACCUAUGAUGAAAAUUUCAAUUUUGGGAGAACUUACAAUAUAGCAGGGUGUUCAAAUACUUAUUUUUUUUAAACCUAUCAGGGGCUUCAAAAGCCAUGACCUCAUCAUCAAGCCUCAGGCUUCGGGAUGUUCUUUUUGCGUUUGUAAACAUUUGACCUCAAAGACAAUAAUAUAAAAUUCUCUAAGAAAUUCUCCUAAUGCAUUUAGCAAAAUUAAAUAAUUUUGGUGAUCCUUACUAACCUGAUAAAGGAGAGGUUUACCUUGAUUUUACUUCAGACAGUAAGACAAAAAAAUUUAAUAUUUUUGCAGUGUGUGUAAACUUAUAUAGUGUGUGUUUAGCAUUUAUUACAACUAUUUUAGAAAAAAAACGAUUCCUUUUUGCAUCUCAAACAUCAAAUUUGUACAAAAUAAAAACUACGUUUGUAAUGGUUUUGUUUUUGGGCGCAAGUUGUGACUAAGGCAAUUUAGAAUGUUUUUAAGUUGAGGAUUAGGGAAGGUCAGGGUCAGUGGAAGCAGUGGUGUGUGUUUUACCAAGUUACAGGACUGAGUCAUAGUGCAGCAGUGUGUGUCCUGCAACCAAACACAUUGCUUGUAAUGCUUUAGAACUUCAUCAAUUCAUCAGCCAAAUGGCAUGCAACAGGAAAUCAAGUUUGCGUUCUUGCUUUCUUGUUUAAUUUACAUACUUUUUAAAAUCAAUGUUCUUCGUUACUUUAUUAGCCAUUAUCUUCAUUUGUUGCCCAAUAUAUUGUCUGGUAUUGACGUUUUUUUUUCUCCCCAGCACUCAAGAUUUCCGCUGGCCCUGAAAAUUCUGUAUCAGUUCGUUUCUAUAAUUUAUUUUAAUUAAUUUUACUCUAAUCAGGCUCAUCUAAAAACAA